Messenger RNA from Cercocebus atys (sooty mangabey), 4315 nucleotides. It is a transcript of the gene KIFC1, whose product is annotated as kinesin family member C1. Gene Ontology annotation, molecular function: microtubule motor activity; microtubule binding; ATP binding. Gene Ontology annotation, biological process: microtubule-based movement. The record is from RefSeq and is a predicted model, not a curated record. The coding region runs from base 1581 to 4172 and encodes 863 amino acids. The transcript has 10 exons. Lineage: Eukaryota; Metazoa; Chordata; Mammalia; Primates; Cercopithecidae.
GCUGAAGAUGGAAAUGCAAUUGAUCUUGUAAAUUGAUUUUUUUCCUCUUACUGAUCUUUUAUCCAUCAACCUUGCUAAACUCAUUUAUCAAUUUUAUCUGAAUUUUACUUUAGGGUUGCUGUACAUGCAAUAAUUUCAUCUGCGAAUAUUAACAUUAUUGUUUUUUGUAAUCCUUAUAUAUUUGUUGCUUAUUGCACUGGCUACAACUUCCAUUGUUGUAUUGAUGAGGAUUAUUGAGAACAGGCAUCCUUGCCUUGUUCCCCAUCUUGAAAGGAAUGCUUUCAACAUUUCACCAUUAUGGUGAGAUGUUUUGAGAAAUUUUUGAAGAUGUCCUUUAUCAGCUUCUGGAGUUUUUUGUUUUUGUUUUUUUAAAUCAAUGGGUGUUGAAUAUUUUGAGUGGCUUUGCUGCAUCAAUUGGGAUGAAUAAAUUUUCCCCCUUUCAUCUGCUAAUGGGUCUAUAUUUCUCCUAGUUUAACUUUUUCUUUUAAUUUGAUAAAUAUCUUUAGCUAUAUGUUUCUUCUCAGGUCUCCCUUCUCAGUUACUCCCUUUACCUUCCAUUGUCGGUUUUCUCUAGUUUCUUCCUUUACCUUUCUUUUUACUGUGUUCUCUUCCAGCUCUUGCUUUUUGGAGUUUUCCCAGGAUAUCAAAGGUUGGGGGGAUGGCAACAUGGUUUUCAGACAGUGUGUCUCCCCACAAUCUGCUUCUCUCCACAAGUUUGUUUGAAGCCAAGUUAAAGCAAUGGAUAGAAGACGGCAGCGUGGGUGCCAGACCUGCCAAUUUCCAACUGCACACCAAACCCCGGAACAUAUGCUUUAGGCCCCUGCCUUUCGGCUUCAUAAAUAAAACCCUGUCCUGACUACCUCCAGGAUUGGAUGGAAACUCGGAUGAGUAAAUAUGGUAGAACGACUUUGCAAACUAGCACCUUAUUCACACAUAAGGGGUUUCUCUUGUCACCGAGCCUGUUAGAGGCAACGUGAGUUAACAGAAAUAGCUCGAAUUUUGAAGCUAAUGGAAUCUAGAUCCAUUCCCAACCAGCGGUGUGACCUUAUACUUACUAUUUAACCUUUCUGAACCUGUCUCCAUCCAUCUAUACAAAGAACGUGGCACAAUGUAGGAACUCAGUGAAUUUUUGAGAUUAUAAGAGGAGAUAAUACAGGUCUAUAACCUGAAAAACAUAAAAUACUCCAUAAAUGGAAGCAGUAAAUCUUCCCUGGGCUCGAGACUCCAAAGGCCCUGAGCCCAGCACCAGUAACAGCACCCAGGUAAGUAGGCUGACUGAGAGAAGAGGGCUAUAAAAAAAAAAUUAUUUCCUGAGUUUUGAAUCCUCACUGUCAGGCUUCAAUGGAGCGCAAAAGUUCCUAAAUUUGGUGAGAAAAGGCAACAUCACCAGGGAAUGAACAGACCAGGCCACUAACGUCCACGUGAGGGCUCCAGGAGCCACUUCCGGGCCCAGUCAACCACGACCAGGAGAGGCAGCGCUGGAGCCGCAAUCACGUCGACGGAAAACGAGUGCGCUCCCUACUGCAGUCACCAGGAGGCGCUAGUCCAGCCUGUCUACCGGCAAUGGUCCUUGUUUGCGCAUGCGUGAUUUCUUUCCUCCAGCAUCCCCGCCCCUCCUCCUCCGGCCGCCACCAGUUACGUUCGGCCAGUUGCGUUCGUGCGGCGACGUCCACGCAUUUUUUGACGUAGCGAGCGACGGCGGGGAGCGGAGCGGAAGUCCAGCACGGUUGCCGCUAGAGGAGGGAGGGGUGAGAAGCGUAAGUGGGCCCGGAAGUGGAAUUAAUCCGCUUACCUCUCCGGCGCCUGCGAAACAGAAAAGAGAAGGCGCCUGUCGGGCGGGGUGUGGCUUCGGGUGGCGGAGGACGCUGCGAUUGGCCCUCGGCUGUGGCGACAGCGACGAUUGGUCCCUGCGUGCAGAGCGCGGUGAGAGCGGGUGGCGGCCGUUGGAAUUCAAAAGUGGCGGGUGUGGCGCGGGGCUGGUAGCGGCCGGAGCCGCGCGAGUUCUCUACCCUGCUUCGCGAGCGGGCGAGAGAACGCGAGUCCCAGGAUCCCUGGAACCCAGUUCUCUUUCACUGCAUUCCCCCGGCGCGUGUGGGACCGAGGUGGACAUGGAUCCGCAGAGGUCCCCCCUGUUGGAAGUAAAGGGGAACAUAGAACUGAAGAGACCUCGGAUUAAGGCCCCUUCCCGGCUGCCUCUCUCAGGAAGCAGACUCAAGAGGAGGCCUGACCAGAUGGAAGAUGGCCUGGAGCCUGAGAAGAAACGGACAAGAGGCCUGGGUGCAACGACCAAAAUUACCACAUCCCACCCAAGAGUUCCAUCCCUCACUACAGUGCCACAGACACAAGGCCAGACCACAGCUCAAAAAGUUUCCAAGAAGACAGGACCCCGGUGUUCCACAGCUAUUGCCACAGGGUUGAAGAACCAGAAGCCAGUUCCUGCUGUUCCUGUCCAGAAGCCUGGCACAUCAGCUGUUCCUCCCAUGGCAGGAGGGAAGAAACCCAGCAAACGUCCAGCCUGGGACUUAAAGGGUCAGUUAUGUGACCUAAACGCAGAACUAAAACGCUGCCGUGAGAGGACUCAAACAUUGGACCAAGAGAACCAGCAGCUUCAGGACCAGCUCAGAGAUGCCCAACAGCAGGCCAAGGCCCUGGGGACAGAGCGCAGGACACUGGAGGGGCAUUUAGCCAAGGUACAGGCCCAGGCUGAGCAGAGCCAACAGGAGCUGAAGAACUUGCGUGCUUGUGUCCUGGAGCUGGAAGAGCGGCUGAGCACGCAGGAGGGCUUGGUGCAAGAGCUUCAGAAAAAACAGGUGGAAUUGCAGGAAGAGAGGAGGGGACUGACGUCCCAACUAGAGGAGAAGGAGAGGAGGCUGCAGACAUCAGAAGUAGCCCUGUCAAGCAGCCGAGCAGAGGUGGCAUCUCUGUGGCAGGAGACUGCGGCCCAGGCAGCCUUACUGGCUGAGCGGGAAGAACGUCUUCACGGGCUAGAAAUGGAGCGCCGGCGACUGCACAACCAGCUGCAGGAACUCAAGGGCAACAUCCGUGUAUUCUGCCGGGUCCGCCCUGUCCUUCCUGGGGAGCCCACUCCACCCCCUGGCCUCCUCCUGUUUCCCUCUGGCCCUGGUGGGCCCUCUGAUCCUCCAACCCGCCUUAGCCUCUCCCGGUCUGAUGAGCGGCGUGGGACCCUGAGUGGGGCACUAGCCCCACCAACUCGCCACGAUUUUUCCUUUGACCGGGUAUUCCCACCAGGAAGUGGACAGGAUGAAGUGUUUGAAGAGAUUGCCAUGCUUGUCCAGUCAGCCCUGGAUGGCUAUCCAGUAUGCAUCUUUGCCUAUGGCCAGACAGGCAGUGGCAAGACCUUCACAAUGGAGGGUGGGCCUGGGGGAGACCCCCAGUUGGAGGGGCUGAUCCCUCGGGCCCUACGGCACCUCUUCUCUGUGGCCCAGGAGCUGAGUGGUCAGGGCUGGACCUACAGCUUUGUAGCAAGCUACGUGGAGAUCUACAAUGAGACUGUCCGGGACCUGCUGGCCACUGGAACCCGGAAAGGUCAAGGGGGCGAGUGUGAGAUUCGCCGUGCAGGGCCAGGGAGCGAGGAGCUCACUGUCACCAAUGCUCGAUAUGUCCCUGUCUCCUGUGAGAAAGAAGUGGAGGCCCUGCUUCAUCUGGCCCGCCAGAAUCGGGCUGUGGCCCGCACAGCCCAGAAUGAACGGUCAUCACGCAGCCACAGUGUAUUCCAGCUACAGAUUUCUGGGGAGCACUCCAGCCGAGGCCUGCAGUGUGGGGCCUCCCUCAGUCUUGUUGACCUGGCCGGGAGUGAGCGACUUGACCCUGGCUUAGCCCUCGGCCCCGGGGAGCGGGAACGCCUUCGGGAAACACAGGCCAUUAACAGCAGCCUGUCCACGCUGGGGCUGGUUAUCAUGGCCCUGAGUAACAAGGAGUCCCAUGUGCCUUACCGGAACAGCAAACUGACCUACCUGCUGCAGAACUCUCUGGGUGGUAGUGCUAAGAUGCUCAUGUUUGUGAACAUUUCUCCACUGGAAGAGAACGUCUCCGAGUCCCUCAACUCUUUACGCUUUGCCUCCAAGGUGCGACUACCACCAAUGAAUCCCAGGCCUUGUCAGGACCCAUGGGUGCUUGUAGGCUUCUCCAUUCCUAUCCCUUCUGUCUUCUAGGGCAGGGAGCACAUUUGUCCAGAAAGGUUUUACAUUUGCAGGCAUCUGAGGCAGUACUCACCAUGGUUCCAUUUUUAAUUAUUAGCUUUCGAGUUAAGUUUUUUAAAAAACAGGUGAUUAAUUUAACCUGAGAAAGCUGAUUG